AUGUCUCACCGCCCGAGACCCACGGCGGACUCGGACUCGGACUCUGAGGAUCCACGCCACAUCCUCAAGUGCUAUCGGAGUCCAUUCACGCCCUCCCGUGUCCCUGGGUUAGUUCCGGCAGAGCGGCCACGGCCCCUUCCCAUGUCCCCGCUCCCAAACCUCCUCGCACACUGCCCCGGGGUCUCCAGGAGAGGCUGCACUGGACAUUAG
Knipowitschia caucasica is the source of this 210-nucleotide messenger RNA. Lineage: Eukaryota; Metazoa; Chordata; Actinopteri; Gobiiformes; Gobiidae. The record is from the annotation of a GenBank genome assembly.